This is a messenger RNA of Ornithodoros turicata, 6557 nucleotides long. It is a transcript of the gene Naa60, whose product is annotated as N-alpha-acetyltransferase 60-like. Gene Ontology annotation, molecular function: protein-N-terminal amino-acid acetyltransferase activity; histone acetyltransferase activity. Lineage: Eukaryota; Metazoa; Arthropoda; Arachnida; Ixodida; Argasidae. Gene Ontology annotation, cellular component: Golgi membrane. The record is from RefSeq and is a predicted model, not a curated record. The coding region runs from base 194 to 880 and encodes 228 amino acids. Gene Ontology annotation, biological process: N-terminal peptidyl-methionine acetylation. The transcript has 4 exons.
AAUUCUGCCGUCAGAUGGCUUCAGUCUAGCCUGGGUACUGUUUACAUUUGGAAUGUCGGACACCGAAUGCACAAAUUGCUCCACGGAAACGUUCUUAAUUGGGAGUAUAUGCAGUAUUUAUCAAGAUCUGCGCAGUUUUUCCUGAUGCUCUUUCACGGCACAAACACUUCACAUUAAACUGGCGUAGGGGCGCAUGCCGGCUGGCAACGCGGUGCCCCUCUGCAACAACAGCAGCGUGCAGCUCCGGUUCCUGGUGCCCGAGGACGCACCGGAGGUGAAGCGACUCUGCACAGAGUGGUUCCCCAUCGAGUACCCGGAUGUGUGGUACAAGGACAUCACCUCCAAUGCAAAGUUUUUCUCCCUGGCGGCCAUGUAUGCCGGUCGCAUUAUCGGACUCAUUGUGGCCGAGCUCAAGCCCCAGGGACAAUGCAACUGCGAGGACGCGGGGCUCCUCGAUACGCAGUUCUCGCCUUCUGCGCAGGUUGCCUAUAUCCUCACCCUCGGAGUGGUGCGUGAAUGUCGCCGCAAUGGCAUCGCGACCUUGCUGUUGGACAGCCUGCUGUCGCACCUGUCGCAGGCAGCAACGUGCAAGGCCGUCUACCUGCAUGUGCUGGCCUCCAACAUGUGUGCCAUCCAGUUCUACGAGAGGCGACGCUUUCGGCUCCAUGCCUUCCUACCGCUCUACUACUCCGUGCGUGGCACCCCUCGUGACGGCUACUCCUACGUGCUCUACCUCAAUGGGGGCCACCCGCCUUGGACUUUCUUAGACUACAUGAAGCACUGGGCCCACAAAGUGUCACAGCUUCAGCUGUGCUCUCUUCCAAAGCAGAUCAUGCGCAUCUUGGGAAGCCUGCUGUGUAGGGCUUUUGCACACAGCUGACGGCGUCCCUGGAGGACUUGAAUGCCCAACUUUUGGGAUGUGGAGUUGGACACUUGUUUGUUUGUCGGCUCGGGUUUUAAGCCUGUCUUCUAGUGGAUUUUGAGACGCACACGGCUGACCACAAAUAUAUACGGAUCUCUUAGGAGUAGUGAAGACUUUCUUCAUGCUUGAAUAGCAUUAGGAUGGUCAAACAAACAUGUGUACUCCCCGUAAGGUGAGCAGAACAUUACUUUUCUAAUCAGGUAACCUGAAAAUGUACUACACUAGAAGUAAGCCUAAAAAUAGGGCACUCAUUAACUGAUAGGUAUCCUUUUCAGUAGCAAGUGCUGACAUAGCUAGUGCUUCGGAAGUAUAAACAAGGAGUGCAGUUGCUGAGAAUAACUGUUCUGCAUUUGAUCUUUCGAUACUCAUUUCUGAUACCAUGUUUCCAAAAGAUUGCACGAAAGGCUGUACUAUUGUGCAGAACUUGACCCUACUGCUACAUUAUAAAAAGUAAAUUUCACAUUUCUAAGAUCAGAAAAUGACUCCAAUGCUACAGAAUUUUCCAAAUCAUUCUCGCUAAAACAGCUAUGUUGCUAUAUUGAGUUUAUCAACUUGCACGUUAUGUUCAGCUCUAGGAAGUGCUCUGGUAUAAGCCAAAAGAAAAUACAGCAUUUAAUUGUGGAAAGACGUGCGCAUGUGUUGGACGUACACUGGAGAAGUGUCAGACAUACUUGCAUGCACACGUUAGAUGCACACAGUGUUGACAAGUGACACUUUCUGCUGAUGACGAUUGUCCCACUUCACUAGACAGGCUUUAAGUGAUAGGUUAUGCACUUUGCACUGCUGCUUUUGAACAAGUAAACUGUUGAGUUCAAGGUUGUUCAUUGUGGAAAGGGAGAUUGCAUAACAAUCUGAAAAAUUGUGUGUAGUGGACAUCACACUUGGCAUGGAUCAGAGGUAAGCAGCAUUUUGAAUGCACACAAUUUAGUGUUUAAGUAUUUUGUAUUUAGAUUAUUUAGAUACUUGCACCAAAGGGGUAAUUAGCACGUCGGUAAUGCUGCUGCAACACAUCGAAUUGAACUGUGGGACGCAGAGGAAACUCUGAUAUACACAUUCUACACAAAAUGUCCAAAUAAUUUUUGCUUUUGUGUCUAAAUCAAAUCACAUUCCUUCACAACAAAUACCUCCAUAUUUGCAAGCACAAGUAAUUUGCAACAACUUUUGGUCAGUUCAAAUGUGCUUUACAUAUUUGCUGUAUUUUAAGUAGUACAGUUGAACCUCUAUAUAACGAAUUUGUAAAUGCUGACUCUUUGUUUCGUUAAAUCGAGAUAUUCGUUAAAUGGAACACGCCAAGUUAAACGAAGAUGGCCGCCGCACUACCAGCGCCGCGCGUUCCGCAAAACGUCAUUUGUCAUGAAACAGGUACUAAGGUAAGAAGGGCACAAAAUAUCAAGCUUUAUUCAUUACAUAAUGCUAGGUAACACGUAAUUUGUGCACAGUGUCGCUCUGAGCGUUCAUUACCUUCGUAACUCCGGAUGAACCUCGACUGCUUUUUCCUACGCGCUCGCGUAUCGAAGUUUCUUUGGUUCACUUUCACUCAUGACGUCCGGAAAGAACAAUAGUACGCCGCCGAAAAGAACGAGAAAUGGGUACAUGUCGCGUAGACGCCUGCGCCGAUGGAACCUUGAACGGCAGCGGCAUCAUGCCCAUUUUACCACCGUCAGCAUUAGCGGCGCGAACAAAAAAAAAAGUAAUGAAAAGGCACAAAACCCCAACGUACUGUCGUCGUCAUCAACACAAGCAGAUAAGACUUCGCGAGGCGUGAGCAAAAAAUGUCAGCAAUGCGUGUUUUCUUGUCCGAAAACGGGUGCGAAGAGAGCCUCGCGCCGGCGCGACGCACCGUCGCGGCGCACAGCAUCGGCGCACCGAUUACCGGAUUACCGGCAGAGACGAAGCACACGUCGGCACGUUCGCGCCCCCAGCACGUGACAACCGAAGUAACUAAUGAAAACUCGCGUAAAACCAACGGAGAAGGAAAGUUUCUCCUCCUUUUCUUUGUGGUUAAGGGGUAAAGACACGCGCAGGAGAGCCCGGGGACUUCGUUAAAUAGAGGUGACCAAACGAACGUAUUUCGUUAAAUCGAGCUCAAAAAUACAUUGGCGUCUAUGGGGACGCGCUCGUGCAACGGAAAUUUUUCGUUAAACGGAGGAUUUCAUUAAAUGGACGUUCGUUAUUGAGAGGUUCAACUGUAGCAUGUUUUGUAACAGUGAUGCAGUAUUUAAGUAGUUCUACUUAAGAGAGUCUUUGCUUGAAUAUUUCGUAUGUAUGGUGCAGGCUGUUUAUAGUGAGCGCAAAUGAGUCACAGAAAACGUAACAUAUCCACUGUAAGGAACACCGAAUAAGAGCCCAGUAUGCAUUUGCAAAAACUAAUUUCCACAGGAGAAACAAAUGUUAGCAUAGCGUACUAUGAAGGAAUAUUCUAUUAGUACUUACACAUAAAUUGGGUUAAGGUUAAGCACAUUUACACUAGCAGAAGUGUGUGUUUCUGAACAAAUUGUUUUGAGCACUGGGCUUUGUCUCAUGCAGCGGGGUGUUUACUCUAUCUGGUGUAAAAGCACCGGUUUUAGCUAAAUACAGGGUGGGUGCUCUAAAAGGUCAGUCACAAUUUCGUGCCUGGCAUGAUGCUUCCUUGACAGAUACCUCGUUGACGCACAGACUUCUGCUGCCUCAGAUUUAAAAAAUUAUGCCAGAGAAACCUACACAGUGUACCAAAAUAAAUACGACCACUCAAACUUGCCUCUCAAACCAUCGGUAUAGCGCAUACGAAAUGCACGAAGACAAAAGUUUGCGUGGUCGUAUUUACUUUUUUACGCAGUGCAUGGUAACCACGAUUUUUUUCUUACAUUUCUCUUGCACAAAUUAUUUAUGGUGUGGUGGCGUAAGUCCAUCUCUCAAGUGGAUAUAACAUCACACGCGAAAAUGUGACUGACCUUUUAUAGCACCCACCCUGUACUAGUGUUUGGAAACCAUGUCAACAAUACCACACAAAAAAAGGGGAGGUGGACAUGUCAACUGGAUGCCAUUAUUGAAAACCCAAGGGUUGAGAUUAUUAUAGCCAUCGUAUUGGAUCCUGCCUUCGGCACAUACAGAAGAGAAUGAACAUUAUUAACUAGACUGAUACUCUGAUGAGCACAACCUUUUGUAUCUUUGCCUUUCUGUUGCUGUCGCAUUAUGUGCAUACAAUUUCCAAUACGGUGGAACUGCACGGUUGAACUCUGUCUACGUCAUGGCUCACAAAGCUCGGUAGACAAAACAUUUCUUUCAUAACCAUUCUUAUGGUUCUAGAUUUGUUUACAAGUAUUUAAAGGAUCUGUAAAGUGAAAUACUAACCACCAUGUUUCAAGAUACCAUCAUGUAGAACUUGGCUGUGUGAUCACACACACACACAAGUCAUCACACUCCCAAAUCUUCAUAUUUUUCACACUGAUUAACAUUGAACACUUCUAGAAACUGAAAUGUGGCGACCCUCGAAGUUCGCCUCGACGGAUUGGCGGACAGGUAUCUUGUGGUGUUGAGGCACUACGAAACGCGUUUGACACGAAUUACUAGGGCCCAGAAAUUUAGGCACUAAAAACGGUGGAGAUAGGCAGGCAAUUAGGCCCUCAACAAAUAGCGAAAUAGGCAAUAAAAUACAGAAAUAGGCACGUUAACAUGGUACACUCGUUGGCUUUAUUGGUGCUUCAGAAUGCUGCAUCCAGGAAAAAAGGCUACGGUACCGUACAAGCUUGGACUUCAUGUACACAAAUGCCGAGGUGGCCUAGAACCACGCGAUAAUGGAUACUACAUUUAGUUCUCCGCCCUCAAAGGCCAAAUGUUUUGAUCAAAUAUACAUAAACCCCUUCUAGCAACCCAAGGUACUGAAGGAAACCAAAUGAAAAAAAAAAAAGGUGCAAACACGCAGGAACGAAAAGCAAAAUGCAGUACUCAGCAUGACACCGAAAGGGACACUUGCACUUGCACCUCUAAAAAUGGUUGUUUUGCCAUCUAAAAAUGUUUAAAAAGGCUACAGUUUAAUAGCAUUGAUAAAGAGGCAGGCAAACCCCCAAAUGUCGCAUUUAGGCAUUCAUAGGCAUAUAUAGGCCUAAAAUUCCGGGCCCUACUAAUUACCGUUAGAUCUGUUUUGAAUAACAACAGCAACUCUUCAGCAGUUUGGUUUAAACUGUUAACAGUUGUAACCUGUAAGGUCCGUGCCUCUGAGAAGUGUCUGAGUGACCUGCGCCGUCAGUUGGCCUUUCUGUCUCUCCGCAUCUACUGUGCCAUCUGCGAAAACUCGCAUCAAGGCGAUUUAUACUGAUGUCCGAUUUACGUUCUUAUGUUCCGGGAUACACAAACCGACGAUGAAACGUGCACUGCACUCGUGACAACUGCCAGACCUCUCCCAGAUAGCUUGCGUUUUCAAUAGAAGGCGUGUGAGUCUGGGAGUUUGCAAGCUCUGCUUGGUGCAGCAAUCUUUGAAAUUCAAUUGCUGAAAAAAUGCUCAAUGUACAGCAGAGCUAUUACGUAUUUAAGCGUCCAAGUUACAAGGUUUCAGAAAAGCAUACAGUUUCUAUAGGUUUGCCAUUCACUUUACAGUUCCUUUAAAGGUGUUCUAGCAGACCUCAAAUUAUAAUUACUAAAUGAGGUGCCAUUCUGUGCAGGUCAAUACCAUGCAUACAUACUUGGAACAUUUCCAGUGAAGACCAUGAACACCUGAGCACCAGUUACUAGAGAUAGCUACUUACAAUUAACAGACCCCAGUGUUUUAGUGUCCUAUGUUUUUCAAAAUCAAAUGGUAAAAAUUUGGUUUGAUGUCAGAAGCUGUAAAAUUGUGUGAUAUCGUAUGAAAGAGCAGCUUUUCUGCUGGGGGAAAAGUGUCAUUUAUCACGCUUCACAUCAACCGAGAUGCUGAGCAGCAGUGCUGAGUGUGAAGUGUUCUCCUGUGCCUCUAUGGGUGGCUGAAUCUGAACUUCGGCGAGUUCAGGCCUUGGUGGGGGGUUCUCCAGGUUUUACUCCCCAUCUGCAUCAUGGCAACUUGGGGUAAAAACAAAAACAAAAAUAAAACAGAAAACAAAAGUGCAAAUUCAGCCACCAAUAUGGGCACUAGAAAAUGCUAAGCAUUACACCUUCAGCACAGGUGCUCGGCAUGUUGUGCCGCCUAUUUUCGAAAGACAUAACACAAGGGUGAACUAACAACUGAAGUUACGAGUGUUGCACCAGUGGUUGCUUUGCGGUCUCCCUUUGUUCCUGCUAAGCUCAUAAUGAUUGAUAGAAGUUAACUGCUGCCUUUUGCACUCUUUUUCGAAUGAGCUAGUCAGCUUUGGCAGAUACACAAGCGGCACCGUUAAUACCGACUGAAGAUGCGACUGCAGACCCCUGUCCGGGGCUGCCAAGUACAAUAUCUCCCGAGAGUGUUGCAUUUAUGUGUACAUAGCAAACAAAAGAUUUUCCCUUUGUUGCUGUUUGAGAGCACGUGCAUUGACGUGCGUGCCUACAUAAGGAGUGCAGCGCAAGGGAGCGCUGCUUGUGAUAUGCAAAAGCUAUUGUUACCAUCGAUACAACCAAUGUUAUGACUUUUAUUAUUUUGAUCGCUGUACAUAAUUAUAUUUUCCUUUUAUCCACCAAAGGUGACAAUAAAAACAAAAGAUGUUGCUUACAA